Molecule: messenger RNA, 6245 nt
Organism: Falco peregrinus (peregrine falcon)
Lineage: Eukaryota; Metazoa; Chordata; Aves; Falconiformes; Falconidae
Gene: FGFRL1
Product: fibroblast growth factor receptor like 1
Exons: 8
Coding region: 628-2151 (507 amino acids)
Cellular component (GO): plasma membrane
Molecular function (GO): fibroblast growth factor binding; fibroblast growth factor receptor activity
Source: RefSeq, a predicted model, not a curated record
CCCCUCCCCUCCCCUUCCCCAGCCCCUUUCCCCUCCUCCCCUCGCUCCUUAAACGGGAUUCCGGCUGGGCGAGCCGCAGGACGGCAUCACCGGGCAUCCCGCGGCGGCGGAGCCCCGGCGGGUCUGUCAGGUCCCCGCUGUCCCUGCCCGCGCACACACGCUCAGCCCGACCCGGAAAGCGGCGGCGGGGGGGUGGUGUAAAAAAAUUUACGAGGUUUCCCUCUUUUCUCCUUAGCUGCUCGCCCGUGGCUCCCUAGUGGGAAACUCACCUCUGGGGCGAAGGUUUGGUAGAAAGCCGGUGGGGAAGGGGAGAGCCGCUGGGAGGGGAGGGCACCCCCAGGCAGCGGGCAGCCCCCACCCGCCCCCGGGGGGGAUGAGCUAGAAGCCGGCGGCGGAGCGCCCAGCCGGGCGCCGUGGCCGCGGAGGGCAUGAGGCGGCGAGCGGCGGGGAUGGGCGCCAGCGCACGGUCCUAGAGCCCCGGCAGCAGCCAAGACUGGUCCUGUACAGGAUACCGAAGAAUUAUGCAUUAACUGUAAACUUAGAGGAGCUUACUGGCCUCAGUGGGUUUUUGAUUUAUAUCAGGCUAAAGCAGAGGAGGGCAAAGUUUUCCUUGCUGAGCACCAAGGAAUGAAUUACAAGUCUGAGAGGACGGUAGCCCAUACGAUACAGAGGGAUCUGGUUUUCAAAAUGGAAUUGCAGCUUGUGCUCCUUUUCGCAGGGAUAAUCGCAUUUUCAGACUCGGCGAGAGGUCCCCCAAGGAUUGCUGAUAAAGUGAUUCACCGUCAGUCUGUGAGGCUAGGGAGGACCAUCAAGCUCCUGUGCCCAGUGGAGGGUGACCCCCCGCCUCUCACCAUGUGGAUGAAGGAUGGACGCACUAUCCACAGCGGCUGGACAAGGUUCCGAAUCCUUCAACAAGGGCUGAAAAUCAAGGAGGUGGAAAGCGAAGAUGCGGGAACCUACAUUUGCAAAGCCACCAAUGGCUUUGGCAGCACCAAUGUGAACUACACCCUCAUCGUGAUUGAUGAUGCCAGCUCAGGAAAGGAAAGCCAGGUACCUGAAGGCUCUAAUGGGGAAUAUGAAGAUCAUUCUGGGAAGCAAUGGGCCCGGCCCAGGUUCACGCAGCCCGCCAAGAUGAGACGGAGAGUGAUCGCCCGUCCUGUCGGCAGCUCCAUCCGCCUGAAGUGCGUGGCCAGUGGGAACCCACGGCCCGACAUCACGUGGCUGAAGGACAAUAAGCCCCUCACACCUCAAGAGAUUGGGGAGAACAAGAAGAAGAAGUGGACACUGAACCUGAAGAACCUGAAGCCAGAGGACAGCGGGAAAUACACCUGCCGAGUGUUUAACAAAGUUGGGGAAAUUAAUGCAACAUACAAAGUUGAAGUAAUCCAGAGGACAAGAUCCAAGCCCAUCCUGACAGGGACGCACCCUGUCAACACAACAGUAGACUACGGUGGGACCACGUCCUUUCAGUGCAAAGUCCGCAGUGAUGUCAAACCUGUCAUCCAGUGGCUGAAAAGGGUGGAGUAUGGCACAGAGAGCAAGUACAACUCAACCAUCGAUGUUGGGGGACAGAAGUUUGUUGUGCUGCCCACGGGAGAAGUCUGGUCCCGUCCCGAUGGCUCCUACCUGAACAAACUAAUGAUUACUCGAGCCAAGGAAGAGGAUGCAGGGAUGUACAUUUGCCUAGGGGCAAACACCAUGGGCUACAGCUUUCGCAGUGCUUUUCUCACAGUCCUGCCAGAUCCCAAGCCUCCGAGUGCACCUGUACCCCCUUCCUCGGCCAGCAGCCUGCCCUGGCCCGUGAUCAUCGGCAUCCCUGCCGGAGCUGUCUUCAUCUUUGGGACAAUCCUCUUGUGGCUUUGCCAGACCAAGAAGAAACCCUGCUCCCCUCCAGCUGCUGCCCCCGUGCACCGACCGCAGCCCCGGGACAGGAUCUGUGUCUCCCAGGUCCCUGACAAAGACUGCAUCUCCUCCAUAAACUAUGAGGAAUAUGUCGCGCAGCAGCAGCAUUUACUGUCCCAAGGGCCUGCACUCGCCCCGGCCAUGGCAUCCAAAAUGUACCCAAAGAUUUACACGGACAUCCACACCCACACCCACUCGCAUGUGGAAGGCAAAGUCCAUCAGCACCAGCACAUUCAGUACCAGUGCUAAGAGGACAGCCGUGUACAGUAGCUUGUUUGGGCUUUUCCUCGUGGUACCUCAGAAGAGACUGCUCCAAGUCAGCUCACACUGCCAGCAAUAGGCAAAGCAGACAGAAAAGAAUAUAUAUGUAAUUUUAAAUAUAUAUAUACAUAUAUAUAUAAUUGUAUAUGCGUGUGUGUAUGUGUGUAUAUAUAUGUGUAUAUAUCUAUAUCUAUCUAUAUAAAUAUAUAUAUAAUAGAGAAAGACAGAGAGAGAAAAGAGAUUUUUUUUUUUAAUUAUUGCAAUCAGGAUGUAGCUGAGGAAUAAUGAAGGAACUCCAAAUCUCAGCAGAGAGGCAGCCAUCUCCAACAGUGGAGCCUUCCCAGAUUUUUUAAUCAAGGUGGCAACAAGUGAGACAGGACACAGGGAUGUGAACCACCACCUCCUUCCUUGUUUGCUAAAAGGAACAAGAAGAGCAAGAGGUGACUGUGGUGCUUUUCUGGAUGGGCACUGCUGUUCUUGUGCCUGCUGCACAUCACUUGUUUUGGUGGGAAGCCGCCAGACCCAUCCUGCUCUGAGUGACUCGAGCUCUAAAGUAGCUGAGGUUUAGUGCCAAAGCAUGAGGAAACAUCAGCAAUUCACUUUUUCCAGGGGAAAAAAUUGACACAAGAGGGUCUGGAAAACCUGAUUUCUGUUCACAACGUGAAAUGCUGAAAGCUUCUCAAUCAUGGUCAUUUACUCUGAAACGCUAAUCAAGGUAGUUGCUUCAAUUUCUGCAAGUUGAAGGCAUCAUGUUUCCCAUGGGGUGUUCUGCAGAUCAAACUGCAAGUGUUCCGCUCCCCUGGUCCUAGGACUCAGUGCCACUACCAGGAAAAAGGAAAGAAGGAAAUAGGAACAUUGUACAGGACACCUUUAUAUUUAUAUUUAAGAAAUAAUAAUAAUUAAUAAUAAUAAUAAUUGAACUGCUGAUGGUGAAGAAAGCAAAACACGCUGUCCUUCUCUGAUGGCUCACAGUGACAAGCUACUGGAUUUUCUACGUCAAUGCAAAAUACAUGAAAACAUUAGAAAAAAGAGUAAGAAAGAAGUAGAAUGAAAUAAUAAUAUUGUAGGAAGAAAUGCAUUUGAGAAAUACUCACCUAGGUUGUGUGUGGUUGUCCCCUCCCAUCAGAUAACAUUUUGGAAAUGAUACAACUUUGUUGCAGUUCAAACAACAGUAAAAACAGAAAGAAGAGAAAAUAAAUAAGGACCAUAUUAAAUACCUAUAUGGACUGGAAAUGAAUCCAAUUGCAAAUAUAAAACCUUUGUAAUUCUAUAUAGAGUUUAAACAGAAGUCAUGUAUAUUUAAUUUAUUUUGUUAAACAAGAAAAAAAUGUAUGAUAUUUUCCUCAAAACAGGCAUUUCUAUACGUAUUUUUGAUCAAAGAAAAUAAAGAUUUUUUUUUCAGGUUCUAUAGAUGCCAUGCUGAGAAUACACUCCAUGUAGCAUGUGACCAACUGUUAUUCUCCUAACCUUGGUCAUCUAUCUCUAUGCCUUUUUACACUAGCCACGUGUAAUCUCAUAACAUCAUCUCAGGUACUGCUGGUGCCAUCCUUUCCAUCAGUAACUGGCUUUUCCCGCUGUUUAUAUUCUGGCUGUGAGGGUCUGCAGUGGCCUGAUUGCUUCUCAUGGACCCCUUGUCAUCUUCAGUAGCAAAGUUCUCUGCUCACAGGGAAAUCAGUUUCACUAUGCAUUUUUUUUUUUGGGGGGGGUGGGUAUGAGGGGCAGGGAGGUUACAUUUUUUUUUUAAGCACAAACCUGCAAUGGGUUUUCUUUUUAAAAGAAGACUUUGCAAAUCAAGAGAUAAUCAUUUCUUGAGCCUGUAAAAUGAACUUGGGUCUCAGGGUGCGUAGGAGGGGAAACCAUGAAAUGUAGGUGGGACACUUCAUUUGUAAAUGCAGUUGCUGAAGGAGCCAGCGAAGGAUGAGCUGGGCGGAGGAUGAGCUGGGUGCAGUAAGAAGAAUGCUCAGGGAGCUACUCCCCUGCAGGAGAGCUCACACUUCAUUCUGCUGCUGCCGUAGAGGGGCACCCAACCCUUCAGUGGCUAAAAUUUUCUUUAGAGAAGGCGGGUUCAGCAAUGCUGCAACUGUUUGCUCUUCGCUUGAGUUUCACUUAAAGUUUGCUGGUAAAAAAACCCUGAAAAUUUGAAACAUGCCAGUUUUUAAGUUUGAAAUUACUUCCUUCUCAGGCCCAUUCUGGGAAAGAGAUCUUCAAACCAGCUACUUUUAAACUCCGUUUAAAAGUGAAGCACUUCAUUUAACCCAAAACAAAACAGUACUUUAGGCUUUGCUUUUGUCUGAACCUUUCUGAAGGUAUUUGCUCUGGGUCGACCUGCAGUGAUUUUUUUGCUGGCUUGUUUGAGUCAGCAGCAAACCAAACAGUUCCCUGUUUGCUCAGCCGUAGUGCUUCAAGAUGGGGCCCUGAUUCAGCAAAGCACGUAAGCUCCUGCUUUCCUUCACCAAUACAUGCUGCUCAAAAAAAGUCCCUUUUUUUGCCUUAGCCACCUGGAUCAGUGGCUCCAUCCCUACCCACUGUGUUGGUGCUGGCUGGGAUAAUUCUGGGGAAGGGGAGGAGGAGAAGGGUUUAGAAAAGGGGAACCUUCCUAAUCAAGUGGAGUUUACUGACUGGCACAGUUGCAAUACAGCUCUCCACAGGACACAGCUGCUUUCCUGUAUGUUUCAGUAGGAAAUCCAUGUUAUAACCUCUACAGAAGACCAUCCUUCAAGAUGGUCUUCCUGGAGAGGUUAUAAUAAAGCAAACUAUUACUACCUCCCCCCCCCCCCCCCCCCCCCCCCCCCCCGGAGGGUUCAGUUACAUUUUGUUAACAUAAAUUUAUGAGGUCUGUAGAUAAUGGGUAUCUUUGUAUGCAUCCUCUCAGCUUCAGGGAGACAUAGAUGUGAGCACUGGGGGCUUUGUUCAGAUAUAAGGCAUGAUUUAGGCAGGGGUUCUUAAAAGCUGUAGAUUAUUAAGUCAUUUAAUUUAAAAAACACUAAAACAUCUAAGUGCAUCACCUUUAUUUUAAGAAAGCAGUAAGUGGGUGUUUCCGUAAGAGCUACUAGGGGCUACAUCUCAUAUCUCCUGCCUGUGGGAAGCUGCUUACUGCACCAUGGUACUGCCCGAGCUAAUGCAUAUUUCAGCAGCAUUAGGGGCAUGGCAGAAGGCAGGGUUCACUGCUAAGCCUGCAGCCCUUCUCUGCUCUCUGUGCCAGUGCUGCAGCGAGGGGACAUUUCUAACACAUGCUGUGCUAGUGGCACUGACACCAGCUUCAAAAGUGGAGGUGGUUUUGUAUGAUUCAGCUCUGACCAAGCCCUAAGAAACUGUCUUACAGCACUUUUUCAAAUGGCAGCUAUAUCACUGACCCUCAGAGGGAGGGUUAGUGGGUUAAAAGAAGCAAUCCUGUAUUUCCUAUACAGCACAAACUCCCACGCUGAGCGUAACGCUCUCCACCGGUGCCUUCUACCCUUUGUGAUCCACCUUUGUAGUGCUGUGUCACACAGUCCAAAAAAUUAUAUAUGCCCACAUGGCUCAAGCAGAAAGAGUAGCCUCUUCCUGCCCUUUAAAGCUCCCGCCUUUAGAGGCAAAUCUCUAGCGAUGCUGACAGAGUGAGCUCCAAAGGCAAACAUUGCAGUAAACCACCCGGUGUGGCCAAUGCAACAGCUCAGUACAGCUGCAGCUCUCAAUCAUGGCACUGAGAAGAUGGCUCUGGUUUGGGAUGUGCUAUGGGAGAUGCUAUAAAUGUCUUGAUUUGCAGAAAGCAUGGUGUUUUCACCCUGCCUUGGGUAUCAGCUUCCUCUUGAGCAUCUUCUGUUGGGCACCAAUAUGGUGUGAGAUUUCCCUCUAGCAAAGUAUUGUCAUAUGCCUUGUUUAAGAGGGGCUGUUCAUAUUGUCUGGGCCUUGCGCUGGAUUGCUGUGCCUAGGAGAGUUUCGCAUUUCUGAGGAAUUAUUUUGCCUCCACAAGGUAUCUGUAAGUGCUCUUAAGAGUUACACUGUCCCAUGCCCUACUGCAUGCCAUUUAUUUUUGGGGCUUGAUUGUGCCUUGCAUGUAUUGCAAAGUCUUCCUUCAUCUAAAUAAAUUCAGCCAGGUCCUG